Molecule: messenger RNA, 4595 nt
Organism: Rhopilema esculentum
Lineage: Eukaryota; Metazoa; Cnidaria; Scyphozoa; Rhizostomeae; Rhizostomatidae
Product: TBC1 domain family member 30
Cellular component (GO): endoplasmic reticulum
Source: RefSeq, a predicted model, not a curated record
AACAAAGAAAAAUCAAUAAAAUUAAAACUUUUGGACUCUUUUUUAAAUUGAAAUUUUGCAAUUUCUUAUUUUUUCUUGAGCUCGUUGUCAACCCUCAUUGCAUGUUUUUAUGGAUAUGUACAUUGUAUUUUCUCGUUAAACACUAUUAUUAUAAUUGAGAGGAAGUUUUCGAUGCAACGAAAUAUGAAGAAGAAAUUGCUAGGAUGUAGGCGGGUUUACCAAAGAGGUGGGAAUGCUAGAAAGGCAAGAUUUUUAGAACUUACUUUGCUACAGAUCGUUAGAAAAUAAUAUCUUUAUCACAUAGUUUUCAAUUCAUGAAACCUGCGAAAGAAAUGCGAUUAUUAUGUUGGAUUAUAUCGUUAUAUUUGAAUGCAUUUGCCAUUUGACAUGGACGUCACUGUUGCCUGCACAUGCUGCAGGCGUAUGACAUUUCUCUUAUACACAAGGUGAUCAAUGGCGGACGACAAUGGCAGGUACUCCUGCUGCAGAUGAUGAUUUGUUCGUUUCCAUUAAUCUUAGUAACGAUUUUUCAAGUCUAAGUAACAAAAAGAGCAGUCAAAAUGAAAGUGAUGCAGAUGACGAGUCUUCUAACCAAAGAAGUUUCGAUUCUGUAGAGAGUUCCCAGCCUGGUUGGUCUGUCGUUGAAGAUGGCCUGGACUCACCGUUCGUUGUGGACGAACAAAACUUGAUACCAGAAAGCAACAAUUUUCCUGAUGCUGACUCUGAUGAAGACAUUCUUAAGAAAGACGAUGCCCUUAGACUAGUAAGGGCAAGACAAAAGCUAAAGUUAACUUCUGUUGGAUCGAGCAACUCGACUUCAAGUACAAACAGUGAUGUUGAUGGUGAUAAUCAAAGCAGGAAAAGAUCAGCAGUCGACGGUCUUCUGUUUGAAAUAUACGAGCGAUAUUCCACUCGUGAGACUUGCAAGUCAAUCGACAGUGACAACAUUACAGAAUGUUCAACAACAAGCAGCACAUUUUGUUUCGCCUCAAGCCUAGAUAACGAUGAGACAAGAGUGAGGCUGGACAAGUCAUACUUGGAAACAAAAGAUUUAGAAGAACUUGCACUUCUUGUCAAGGAAAUGAGGAGGAGUACUAACAUGAUGUCAUCAAAACUUGUUAGAUUGUUAAAACAGAGAGACAGAAAUGCACACAAGUUGCAACAGAAUUUUGAUAUGCUAACUGCUAUCUUACAAGCAGUUUCUCUAAAAAGAAGAGUUGAUACAAGAAUAAGAUUCUCAUUCAUUCCAAGUCCAGGAAAGAAAGGGUUUAGACAGUGGCAUGACGCAUUCAAAUCUGUUGUUAGACUGUCUGAUGGCAUACCUCCUCAAUGGAGAAAGAGGACAUGGGUGUCUCUGGCUGAAUAUUGUGUAAAAGAUCAAAACUGGAAUAAAGUGCGACGGAACUGCUUCAACGAUAGAAGGAACCCGGAAGACGAUGAGCUGGAUACACAAAUUGUAAAGGACCUACACAGAACUGGGUGUAGUUGGUUUUUUGAAUCAGAUACUGAAGGGGAACGAGCAAGCCUUAAACGAGUUCUGUUGGCCUAUGCUCGCUGGAAUAAGUCCGUUGGUUAUUGUCAAGGUUUUAAUGUCAUCGCAGCAUUGAUUCUUCAAGUCGUUGAGGGAAACGAAGAAGAGGCUUUGAAGGUGAUGAUUUAUUUGGUUGACUUCAUACUGCCCAGGAAUUACUUCGCAAAUAACCUAAGGGCAUUGUCAGCUGACAUGGCCGUGCUUAGAGAACUAAUGUCAAUCAAAUUGCCACAGCUGGCUAAACAUCUAGACAAUCUGCAAAGAGAAUCCAUUGCAGUACAAAGCCAGUUUCCAGGCAAUAGCAGUUAUGAGCCGCCAUUGGUCAACGUAUUCACAAUGCAGUGGUUUCUCACUUUAUUUGCCACUUGUUUGCCUCGUGAAACUGUUUUGCGAAUAUGGGACGCUGUCUUGCUUGAAGGCUCUGAGGUGCUGUUAAGAGUAGCGCUUGCAAUUUGGGCGAUAUUAGCCGACUACUUGGAUAGUACUAAAACGGCUGCUGAUUUUUACUUGAAAAUGGGCUCUCUGUUGUCUAAAAUGAUGGAUGAAGAGUUCAUUAGCGGACCAAAGCUAAUGGAGACGGUGUUCACUUUGGCUCCAUUUCCUUAUCGGAAAAUCGUUGAGCUUCGCGAGAAAUUCACAUAUGACAUACACCCGUUUUCGACCUUUGGAAAGGAUAAUUCAAACGAAAAGAGCAGUGGAAAGCUAGUCCAGCCCGAUGUCAUCAGUGAUGAAGAUGGAAAUGAUAGCGAGGCUGACAAUGGUGUUGUAGGCUGCCUCGGUUUUCUUCCAAUUUCUAGCACCGAAAGUCUGGCCAAGGCGGCGUCGGCAGAUUUGGAGAAAACCCCAUCCAAAAAUGAUAUUGCUGCAGCAAGCCCUGGUGCUGUUGAUACGGACCCAGACAGUCAAAAAGAGUUUAGUCAACAGAGGGCAGCAGCUGAGAAGCGAAGAGAAAAGGAGAAUUUGGAUAUCAAUCAUUUGCAAAAACAAUACAUGCGCAUGCGUAAGCUGCAGAAAAAGAAUAUGCUGGUUUUCAAUGGCUUCACGAGUCAGACGACAAGGCCAAAGGACGAGAUGAGGUCAAAGGCAAUAAAUCAUUUGUUUAUUGACCUGCCUAACUUUGAAAAAGAUCGAAGGAAAAAACGAGUUGACAGGUAUCCGUUUACAUCGAAAAUUGCCAGAGCGAACAGUGCAAAUCGUAGUCAAAUUGCUGGGAAUUCUAGUUCAGUAAUAUCUGAGGUUGGAAUAAGAAAGGAAGAAAGAGUUGAUCCUGGAGGUGCAACAACAUUAUCGUAUAGUAAAGUCAUAAACGCGACUGAGACGCAGCAAGUUGAAACGCUAAGAACUAAACCUUCACAAGACCAGUUAAAACACAAAGUUGCUGGAGGAGAUUUAGAUUCAAACGACAGUUUCUUGGAUUCGUCCUAUUUUAGGGUUGACAGGAAAGCAUUGUAUCCUAUAAAUUUUAAGCCGUUUCCUCAAAGAUCGCAAGUGUCAAAAAGUAAACUAUUAAUGUCAAACCAAGCAACAGCGACCCAAAGCAAACAGACUAAAGGCGGUAGCAGUGCUCCAGUUCGAUGACAUCACGUGUCGAAUCAUUCGAAGCCUCCGUCUCACAAUGUUGAAUUCGAGGUUGUUCAUUUUAUUGAUGGUGUGCCCUUUGGAAAAUGUUCGAUGUUUCUUCAUUUCAGAGACUUUUAUCGAAAUUACCUAUACAGUAUCUUAGUCAAUUUAAACGUUUGGCUUUUCCUUUAACGGAUGUUUACUUUGUUACGAUCCUUCACAGCUGAAUAAAUCUUGUAUUGCUUUCAAGCAAGCUUGUAAAAAACAACAUUUUUCGCAAUUAUUUUCGCUUUUCCUUGAAAAGGCAGUUAAAAUAUUUACAUAGUUUGGGGAAACUGAGAGCAUGUAUUUUAUGACUGGUAUUUUUAAAUAACUGUCUUUUGUAGGAAUAUCGUGCAUUCACUUCUGACAUUUCACUUGUUGAUGCAGAAAGUUUUGGGUAAUGUAUGCAAUGUAGCGACGUAAAAUAGAUAGACGUAAAGCAGUUCCAGAAGCAGUUUAUGAUGGAUGCAUCCUGCACUCCCAUUUCCCCUCCUCUCCCCUCCCCUUCCCUCCCCUUCCCUCCACCUUUCCCCCUCCCCCCUUCUUUCUCUCCAUUACUUUUGCUUACAAUGAAUCCGCCUUGAUUGCAAAUGAUUUGCUUAAAUAAAAGACAAUCCUUGGAAUACAAAAUGCUGCAGAAAUUAUUAUUUCAGAGAGGGGAAAUCAAACCUUUGUAUCAGGUUGAUACCCAGAUCUUGAAACACAAAGUACCAUGUUAGCCGUUUUGCUGUACCCUACCCGUUUUGUCAGUAUCAAGUGUGUUGAGAUAUUGACACCAGAACUGGCGAGCAUAAUAGUUGUAUCCUUAAAACUGACUGCGAUCUCUAUUUUCAAACAGAUAGUAAGUAUCAAUUGGAAAUGAUGCGACAAUUCCGUUUCUGACCCGACAAAAUCUUCUUAUCUAGCUUUCUCUUUUUCACCACACUGCAUGGGAGAUGUGUGUUUAGACAUAUGUUUAUUAGUAUAUUCCUCAAUAUUUUGCAAUUAUUUUUGUUUCUUCGAUCCUCUAUCUUAAUUUUGUUGCUUAGUAAAUGCAGAAUAGACCUUUAAAUUCAUUCAAAUGGAAUAAUUUUGCAGAUUAGUUGGUUGAUAAUGUUAUAUUUAUGGGGGUAUCUUUAAGCGAACAAGGGGCAGUUGUUAAUAUUUAUGGGGAUAUAGUCCUUGAUAUUCACAAAAACCUAAAGAAUGCAACUCCAUUUAAUUUUGUAUAAAUUUUGGUAGGAGCUAAUUGCAUUUUUCAAGUCAAAACUCUAAUAUCAGAGUUUGCUUUAUCAAUUUUACAGUUAAAAAGGCUUCAAUUCCUUUGUGAGAAAUUUCACCUCAGUCCCCAGAACUAUGAAUUAAUUGCCACAUACUCAUUGAUGAAUAGCAUCCAAAAACCAUCAUUUACGCAUAGAUUUUAUUUAUAGAAUUACUUGUUCAGUAGUUUAAAAUGCAGAUUAAAAACCAUGAAUGCAACGUA